Messenger RNA from Papaver somniferum (opium poppy), 1738 nucleotides. RefSeq lists its product as uncharacterized. Gene Ontology annotation, molecular function: protein binding. NCBI's taxonomy places the organism in Eukaryota, Viridiplantae, Streptophyta, Magnoliopsida, Ranunculales, Papaveraceae. Bases 22 to 1326 code for a protein of 434 amino acids. The record is from RefSeq and is a predicted model, not a curated record. The transcript is spliced from 2 exons.
AACAAAUGCCUAGAUUUUACAAUGAAGAAAAUUAUGUUGAUGGGUUCUUCUUCUACUUCAGUGACUUCAUGCCAAGAAUUAUCCAAUGAAAGAAUUGCUCAAAAUAAGGAUUUCACGGUGGAUCUUUGGUAUGAAAUUUUUCUUCAUCUUCCAGUUAAUUCAAUCUUUGCAUUCAAGUGUGUUUCUAAGACAUGGUUUUCCAUUCUUUCAAACCCAAAUUUUAUAUACAGAUGGAGUAAACUCAACAAGAUUAACACAUUUCUUCCAUGGACACUAUAUCAUGCUGCUGAUUUACCAGAAAACUAUACAUUCCGAAAUGAACCAUUUCGAAGAAGGUUUUCAAUUGCAUAUCCUGUUUCGCAUUCCAAAUUCAUGACGAAUAAUCUCAAUGGGUUUUCUUUUAGGUUCAUAGAGCCAGCUCAUUUUCCAGAUACAGAGACGAAAACCUGUUUAUAUCUGUUAGGUUCUAGUUAUGGUUUGGUUCUCUGCACAACUAGCUUGUUUAAUCAGAUGCUUUAUGAUGUCUGUAAUCCUCUUACCAAAAAAUGGGUUUCACUACCUCCCCCACCAAAAGUUAGUGAAUAUGUAAUGGCUGGUUUCGAGUGUGAUGGGAGUUCAUCAUCACUCAUCUCUACUAGUUAUAAGGUCGUUCGUAUACCCAAAUUUGAAACUGGGCGAAUAUUUGAAGUUGAAAUAUUCACUUCAGAUUCGGGUGAAUGGAAUGUCUAUGAACUUUCAUGUCCUCGAAAUGUUAGUUGGAUGAAUUUCUUUCAAAAAAUUGUUGUUCUCCAUAAUGGUGUACUACAUUGGAUAGACCAAAAAUCAAUUGUAGCUUACAAUCUAAACAAUGGUGAAACAUCUGGAAAUCAAUGUAGAUUGAUUAACUUGCCUUAUGAGGAGUCAUACCUUUAUAAUCAUUCACAACCUUAUAUUGGAGUGCUGGAAGGGCUGAUCUGUUAUGCCUGUCUUAGGACGGGGAGGAAGUCUAUGGGUUCGAAGGUCUUUUUGUGUGUUUGGGUGAUCGAGGAGGACUGGCAUAGGUUGUAUGACUAUGUCUUACUUGAAGAUAUGUUAGCAAAUCUAGAUAUCAAACCUUAUAAACCAAUCCAGGUUUUAGGUUUCGAUCCAGUCGACCGGAAUGUUGUUGUGUUUGGCUGUGAAAAUUAUGUUUGGGUGUACAACGUUUUCUCAAGAAGAUGGGAAGAGCUCUUUCAUCCUUUUUUGCUUCAUAAUAAUCGUCCAUUUAAUGCUAAAUUCAUGUCCCUGGCGUUUGUGCUACAACCAAGGCCAUCAGUACUUCCACCACCAUCCUGGAGAAACCCUUGAUGCAAUGUGGUCGGUACAAGGAACCUACUUUCAUAAGGUGUUAUUGGUCGGCAUUACUACACCCUUCUACACGUGGAUGGCAUCAUCUCUCUUAACUUGACUCAAUGUAUCUUCCUCAUCAGUUAUACUGAUUCCCAAUGUAAAUCUACUAGGAAACUAGUUGAUGCGAGUGAAUCAUACGAGGGGGGAAGCAAAACUGUAGUUUCUUUAACUGGAUGCUACUUCAGAUAUUGCACAUAAUUUUACCUUCAGCUGGAUUUUAGCAAGAGAACAUGUUUAACAGUGGUAUGACUGCCGGUGGAAAACAGGCUCUAGAGUUGAAUAUUUCCGCUUGUAUGCAUUGACAAAGGGUAUCAUGUAAUUUUAAUCUGGAGGCAAAACCUCUCCCGUAGACGCAGUUGUUAGUGCUGAA